Messenger RNA from Mycosarcoma maydis (corn smut), 2139 nucleotides. RefSeq lists its product as uncharacterized. The transcript has a single exon. The coding region runs from base 1 to 2139 and encodes 712 amino acids. Gene Ontology annotation, molecular function: protein kinase activity; ATP binding. Gene Ontology annotation, biological process: protein phosphorylation. NCBI's taxonomy places the organism in Eukaryota, Fungi, Basidiomycota, Ustilaginomycetes, Ustilaginales. The record is from RefSeq and is a predicted model, not a curated record.
AUGGACAGAUUUGAUGUUAUCAAUUUCGCCGAUCUUUCCGGUCCAAACGGCGGAGAAUGGGUCAGGAUCGGCGGUGGAAGCUUCGGCGUAGUCUUUAAGGGCGAAUAUCUGGGUACCGAAGUUGCCAUUAAAGAGGUUCUCCCGAACAACACAUACGACGUCGAAAAGUACUUUGAGCGCGAAUGCGUUCUCAUGAAGGAGGCGCGUCAUCCCAACAUCGUCCAAUACAUCGGUCUCACUAAGAGCCCCGGUCCAGAUGGAAGGAUCUACAUCAUCUCGGAAUUUGUCGGCAGCAAUGUUCGAUCCUACAUCGCAGAUAAGAGCAAGCCCUUCCCAUGGCGCUUGCGUAUGAGCUUUGCCAUGGACAUUGCCCGUGCUCUCGCCUAUUUGCAUGCUCGCAACUGCAUGCACCGAGAUCUCAAAGGAGAAAACCUCCUCAUCACUGCCAACGAGCGUAUCAAGGUUUGCGACUUUGGCUUUGCCCGUAUCGCAGCGCGCAACGAAGAAGAAAUGCGUCGAAUCAGCUACUGCGGCACAGAUGGCUACAUGUCACCAGAGAUUCUGCUUGGUGUCGAUUUCAGCUUGCCCUCGGACGUGUUUUCGCUCGGUGUCAUCUUUGCCGAGAUCGCUUCUCGCCACCUUGUCGAUUCGUACACGUUCAAACGCGUCAUGCCUACAUUUGGAUUGGAUGCAGACGAGGUGCGCGAGAUGGCAUCCGAGGGCUGCCCCACAGCUUUCAUCCAGCUUGCGCUCGACUGUGUCGCAGAAGAUCCACGUGACCGUCCCGAUAUGCGCCAGGUGGUAUCUAGACUGCGCGACAUUGAGCGCGAAGUGCUCUUGCGCGAAGAAACCGAGAACCGCUAUGCUAUUGGCAGUGUGCGGGGCGCCACGAUUCAGUCAAUCAUGGGUACCAAAAUCAAGCGCGCUGCUCCACCAAAAUUGCCCAGCUUCAACGGUGCUCUCAAGCUCAACAGCUCGUACUCGAAUGCCGGUUCGGAUGACAGCGGCGAUGAGAUUGAAGAGGCGCUCGCUGCGCUCGAAAAGGUCGGUGUGGAGCCCGAUGAUGCCAGAUCGCCAGUCACCAUCAAGGGUUCUAGCACGCUCAAGGUCGCUGGUCACGGCAAUCCGUGGUGGAGCGAAGAUGUGCCAGACGCGCUUCCCAGUAUCAAUCGCAGCUGGCUGGCUUCUCCGGGUGCUGCUGCCGAAAGAAUUCGUCACGAGUCUGAGGCUGGCUUGCUCGAAGGGGCCGACUACGCCGAGAGCGAUUAUAGCACUUCGGUCGUACGCUCCUCCAAGAUGACGCAGAGGCAUGCGCCUCUGGCCAUGCUCGAGGAACGCGCUUCCACGUUGUCUGUCAGGACGCUGCGCCAAGGUGAUUCUCCUCUUCUUAUCCCAACUCGACGUGGCUCGGCGGAUGUUCUGGCUGCUCGAAGCGGCUCAAACGACGCAUCCGCCAUGCAGUCGUACAUGACUGCGCGCACGCACCGACCUGAUCCAUCCAUGGCACUUGCCACCAUCGCCUCGGUCAGCUCAGGUCUGAACGAGCCCAUCCCCAUCUGCCAUCGCUUUACGCUGGUCAAGAACGGAACGCGUCGACCUAACAACGUAGUCGCUGCAGCACAGCAAGCCAUGGCGAGUAGCAGUACCCACCAGCACCCACCCCCUCCGGUCAGCAGCUACUACCCUUCGCUCGUACCUCCUGCCGUUAUGCUGAGCAACGCGCUGGCCAAGUGCUGGGUUUGCGGUAAACGCAUUGGCUGGAAACCUUUUAUGGAUUGUGACGACUGCCCCUACAAGACGCACGUUGUGUGUGCAGAACUCGCGCCGCCUACAUGUCAAGACCUCGCGAUUCCUCUCAGCAGCGCAGUGGGCGGUGGCAGCGUACAGCCAAUCCUGUCACCCCUCAAUGCUUCGCGUCGCAACUCAAAGGCGAACGAUAUCGUUUCGUGCCGUCGCAGUUCCAAAGCAGCCGACGUGGGCGAUCAGAGAGAAAUCUCGGCCGCAGCAGCUGCCUUGCGUAGAGCGUCUCUCGCGGAUUCCAACGACGAACCAAGUUCGCCACAGAUCGGUAAAGCCAAAGCCAAGAAAAAACUCUUUGGCGGUUCUUCAGCUGUCAACAAGAGCGCCGUCCGCGCCUGA